Messenger RNA from Melampsora larici-populina 98AG31, 747 nucleotides. RefSeq lists its product as uncharacterized. The coding region runs from base 1 to 747 and encodes 248 amino acids. The transcript is spliced from 2 exons. Lineage: Eukaryota; Fungi; Basidiomycota; Pucciniomycetes; Pucciniales; Melampsoraceae. The record is from RefSeq and is a predicted model, not a curated record.
AUGACUCGAAUAACUCGAUCCGGUACACGACAUGCAUCUCCAGUACUUCCAUCUCGUAAUGGUUCUCGCUCAGGAUCCACCUCUGACUCAGAGGCUGACCAGCGCAACCUCCACAAAACAGCCGGUCGUAAUAGGACACAGUCUUCAACAACCAACAAGAAGAAACGCCCACAAUCAGCUAUCUCAAAAUCAGGAAGCAGAUCAAACUCAAAGCGCACCCGAACUGAACCAGUAAAUGAUGAUCCCGACCCUAUCAACACACAGACAGGAACUUUAACUGACGAUGAAGACCAUGAAGACGAUGAAGCCGAUGAAGCCUUAAAUGGUAUUGACAAUGAUAAUCAAAGUGACGAUGUCGAUAUCUUCACACUUCCCCCGCCACUGAUCCGUCCAAAUCACAUUCAAUCCGCUCGUGUAAACCUUUCCGAUGCUCGACCUAAACAGAACAACAGCUCGAACCUCUACGGAUUUGACUCGAAUCUUGUUUUGCCAACCCUAGAGAAUUAUAAACAAGCAGUUGCUGACUGGCCCCAGCCUCGAAUGACAGCUUUUGAACAUGACAUUCGGACACUCGAAGAAAACAAUAUCGAUGAGGAGAAUAGAGCAAGCGGUCUUGAAGGUAAUACUGGUCUUGAUGAAGGUGAUGAAGGUGAAUUACCCAACUUAGGAAAUGAGUUCAAUGACAAAGAUGGUGAAGAGGAAGAGGAAUGGGGUGGUAUCGAUAUAAGCUCUUUUGUGCCUUUGUAA